AUGGCCAACAUCUGGGCCGUUCCGCUGGCGCUGUCCAACUUCAACAUUGUGGUUGCGUUCCUGGGGGGGUUCAUCUCGCUGUUUGGGCUGGUGUCGUAUCUCUUGAAGGAGAAUUACUACUUGUCGGAAGCUCUUAUUUCUCUCCUAAUUGGAGUUGCUUUUGGGCCUCAUGGGGCGAAAUUCAUUCGGCCGGAUGCCUAUACUGAAUGUGCCACGACUGGCGGCAUCGACGUCGAAUGCGCGGAGACGCGCCUGAGCGACAUCACGCUCAACUUCUCGCGGCUUGUCCUGGGUGUGCAGCUAGUCCUUGCAGGAGUGCAGCUGCCAAGCAAGUAUCUGUGGAGGGAGCGCAAGUCUCUGGGGUUGCUGCUCGGCCCUGGCAUGGUCUUCAUGUGGCUCGCCACGAGCCUGCUUGUCUGGGGCUUUGCUGGGAUGCCAAGUUUCUUGCACGCUCUGGCUGUGGGUGCCUGCGUCACGCCCACGGAUCCUGUGCUGUCUGCUGUUAUUGUUAAAGGGAAAUUUGCAGAUCACAACAUCCCCAAGGAGCUGCAGAACCUCAUCGUUGCCGAAUCCGGUGCCAACGAUGGGCUGGGCUACCCGUUCCUCUUCUUCGCCCUGUAUCUGAUCAAGUAUGUCGGCUCCGGGGCUACCUCUGGUGGAGCUGGAGACGCCAUGGGGCUUUGGUUCACGUACACUUGGGCGUACACGAUCCUCUUGAGCAUCGUCUAUGGUGCGGUAGUGGGAUUGCUGGCCAAGGAGCUCCUCCGCUGGGCUGUGAAGCGCAACUACGUCGACCGCGAAAGCUUCCUCGUGUCUGCUAUAUCGUUGGCCUUGUUUGUUCUCGGCACGUGCGGGCUCAUUGGCACAGACGACGUUUUGGCCUGCUUUAUUGCUGGAAAUGCGUUUACUUGGGACGACUGGUUUCGUCUCGAGACGCUGGACGACUCUCUGCAGCCUACAAUCGACAUGCUUCUCAACGUCACCAUCUUCCUGUGGUAUGGAGCGUAUAUUCCUUGGACCGAGUUUCGCCACAACACUGUCAUUCCCAUUUACAGACUCGUACCUCUCGGCAUUGCGGUGAUGCUCGUGAGGCGCCUCCCAUGGAUCUUUGGUUUGCAUAGAUGGGUUCACCAAAUUACCGGCACGCACCAGGCACUCUUUGUCGGCUUCUUCGGCCCAAUUGGAGUCUCUGCGGUGUUUUAUUUGUUCAUUACCCUGGAAUUCAUUGAAAAAUUCAUGAGUGAUGAAGAGGGGAACCCGAGAAGCGACGUCAGGGAACUGGGCGCCACGGUGAGAAUUGUGGUUUGGUUCCUGGUCGUUUGUAGCGUUAUUGUCCAUGGCUUGAGCAUUCCGCUGGGCAAAAUCGGAUACUUGGCCCCGCGAACCAUUUCUCGUGUCCUCACCGAAAACAGCAACGGCGGCAAUGUGUACUACGGCACGGCCAUUACUACCAUGUCCAGAUGGUUCUCUGUUGCAAAGGAUUCCGAGGGGGUGCCGGUGAACAAUGCUGCCGUUCUCGGAAGCGUUAUUCGUACGAAUAAUGACGGCACUCUGGACCCUGCAUGGCCGCGGCCCACGCCUCCGUCUGAGGCAAAUACCCAGAGAAUCGUUUGGCAAGAUCUCGAGCCGAUUCGGCGAGUGAGGACUGACGGCUCGAGGAGGAGCAAUCCCCUCCCAUGA
Messenger RNA from Trichoderma aggressivum f. europaeum, 1680 nucleotides. RefSeq lists its product as uncharacterized. Gene Ontology annotation, biological process: sodium ion export across plasma membrane; regulation of membrane potential; proton export across plasma membrane. Gene Ontology annotation, cellular component: plasma membrane. Gene Ontology annotation, molecular function: sodium:proton antiporter activity. Bases 1 to 1680 code for a protein of 559 amino acids. The transcript is spliced from 3 exons. The record is from RefSeq and is a predicted model, not a curated record. NCBI's taxonomy places the organism in Eukaryota, Fungi, Ascomycota, Sordariomycetes, Hypocreales, Hypocreaceae.